Messenger RNA from Leptopilina heterotoma, 658 nucleotides. Its product is annotated as intraflagellar transport protein 22 homolog. The record is from RefSeq and is a predicted model, not a curated record. Gene Ontology annotation, molecular function: GTPase activity. Bases 78 to 644 code for a protein of 188 amino acids. Gene Ontology annotation, biological process: intracellular protein transport. Gene Ontology annotation, cellular component: endomembrane system. The transcript is spliced from 4 exons. Lineage: Eukaryota; Metazoa; Arthropoda; Insecta; Hymenoptera; Figitidae.
AAUGUUUUUAAUUUCGUAUUUUAUUGCCAUGACAACUUGAAGGCAAACAAAAAAAAACAGCUGACAAAGUGGAAACAAUGAAAGUAUUGAAGUUACUCGUCCUGGGUCCAAUUGGAUCUGGUAAAAGUACAAUAUCAAAUUUUCUUGCGGAUGCGUCGGAAAUUUUUGACUACCAUCCAACGCAAGGUGUAAGAAUUUUGGAAUUUGAAAUUAAAGACAUUAAUUUUAACAGUAAAUCUGUAAAAUCUGAUGUCGAAUUAUGGGACUGCAGUGGCGAUCUUAAAUUCAAAAAUUGUUGGCCAGCAUUUCGAAGAAGUGCCCAAGGCAUAUUAUUCGUUCACGGACCGAAAUCAAAAGAAAAGUUAGAAGAUUUAGAAGAAUUUUACGAAUAUUUCGUUAAUAAAUCAAAAUUAGGACCGAAAAAUUGUCUCCUUUUGUAUUAUGAUCCAGAGGGAAAAUCCGAGAUGCCGAAAAAUUUAUCGCCAAAUUUCGCCAAAAUGUCAGCAAUCAAUUGCAAUUUAGAAGAAGAGGAGAAUAAAUUAAAAAAAGACUUUCAAGCAUUUUUGAGUGCACUCCUGACGAAAUUAAAAGAGACAACAGAUCAGGAAGAAAUAAAUAUGGUGAACAGUAUUCUUACACAAUAGAAAAUAGCUAUAAA